Molecule: messenger RNA, 2089 nt
Organism: Cricetulus griseus (Chinese hamster)
Lineage: Eukaryota; Metazoa; Chordata; Mammalia; Rodentia; Cricetidae
Source: RefSeq, a predicted model, not a curated record
CGGAAAGCAACUUCCGGCUGUAGUCAUUCGGCCGGGCACCGGCGACCUGUAGCGUGGGAGAGCGCAGCGGAAACCCUGAACUGCUGGGCUUAAAGCAUGUGGCAAUCCUUCUGCCUCAUCUUCUUAAGCUGGAAUUAUAGAUGUACCACCAUACCAAAAUGGUUGACAAGAAGCAACAUAAGAGGGCAAUGGCUUGUUUGGGCUUGUGAAUUAAAAUGGAUAUAGCUGUAUGGUAAGGGCUGGUGACAGAAGUGUGAGACACCUGGACACACUAAUCCAGUGAGGAAGCAGAGAGAGGACCACAAAAUGGGGCCAGACUUCAAACCCCAAGGCCCACACCCACCAAGGUUCUAUUUCCUGAAGGUUCCACUUCCUUCCAAAAGAGCACCAAUUGAUGAUAUUUACAGGUUCCUGUUCCCCAAGCAGCAUUUUUAUGAACUGGACCUUGAUUUAGGAACUGAUAUUAGUAAAGAAUAUUUUACUUAUCACAGAUUUCAUAUUUUAUGUCAUGAUUUCAGAGCUGGCAUUCAUACCAUCCUUUAUAGUGAUGCUACAGGACAAAGAGGAAUGGACAAAAACAUUGGGGAGCAACUCAAUAGAGCAUAUGAAGCCUUCCGACAAGCAUGCAUGGAUAGAGAUUCAGCAGUAAAAGAGCUACAGCAAAAGACCGAGACCUAUGAACAAAGAAUACGCGAGCAACAAGAACAGCUGUCACUUCAACAAACUCUUAUUGACAAGCUAAAAUCACAGCUACUUCUUGUGGAUUCUUGUCGAGAUAACAGUUAUGGCUAUGUACCUUUGCUUGAAGACAGUGAAAGAAGGAAGAAUAAUUUGACUCUUGAUGAACCACAUGAUAAACUGAAACUAGGAACACUGAGAAAUAAGCAGUCAAAGGUGAGAAGACAAGAAGUGUCUUCUGGAAAAGAACCCUCAAAGGACCUCAGCCUCCCUUUACAUCAUGAAAGGGAUAAUAUAGAGAAGACUUUCUGGGACCUUAAGGAAGAAUUUCAUACUGGCCUAGGGUGGGGCCUAUCUAAUAAACCCUUUCUCUCCCAAUUAAAUAUUAAUAACACAAUGACAGAAACACAGUGCUCUGUGCCUAUACAGUGUACUGAUAAAACAGAAAAACAAGAAGCGCUGUUUAAGCCCCAGGCUAAAGAUGAUAGAAACAGAGGUACGCCGUGUAUUGAAUCUGUUGUUACACCAAGAGGACUGGGCCGAGAUGAGGAAGACACCUCUUUGGAAUCACUUUCUAAGUUCAAUGUCAAGUUUCCACCUAUGGACAGUGACUCUGCUUUCUUACAUAGUACUCCAGAGACACCGAACAUCCAUACUCCUGCCACAUCUGAGGCAGUGUGCCAGGACAGAUUUAAUAUGGAAGUCAGAGACAACCCAGGAAACUUUGGUAAAACAGAAGAAACUUUAUUUGAAAUUCGGAGAAUUGACCCCAUAACUUCAGCUAUAGAGAACCUUAAAAUAACUGACAAAACAAAACCCUCAAAUCUUAGAGCUCCGUGUUUGCCAGCUGGAGACCAUAAUGUGUUCUAUGUAAAUAAAUUCCCACUUCAGGACCCGCCUGAUGCACCUCUUCCCUCACUGGAUUCCCCAGGAAAAGCUGUCCGAGGACCACAGCAGCCCUUUUGGAAGCCCUUUCUUAACCAAGACACUGACUUAGUGGUACUAACUGGCACAGACUCGGAAUGCCUUAAAGCUCAAGUGUGUGAAUUCUGUCAAGAGCUUUUCCCACCGUCCAAUACAUCCAGGAGGGAUUUCCUCCGGCAUCUUAAUUCACACUAUCAUGAGACUUGAGUCACAUUUGAAAACAGACAUAUUAUGUUCUCUGAUGAUCCUGGAUUUGUAAUGCUGGAGAAUGCUUGCUUGUAAGCUAGAUUUAAGAUGGUUUAUAAAAGAAAUUCAGUCAUAGCUAUUUGAAUUUUUUUCUAAACUUGUUACCUUAGCUUUUGAGAUCAUUUUGUCUAAAAUUAAUUCAUUAUAUUCAUGUUUACACUAUUACAAUAAUUCAAAAUUAUGCAUGUGACUUAGAGUUACAUAAUAAUUUAUGUCUCAAAUAUAUACAAUUAUUGUUUGA